UCGCCGGCUGCCUGGAGAGCCGGGCACGGCCCUGCCUUCUGCCUCGUCUUCCGUCGCGUGGCUGCAAGAACUGUCGGCCGCGCGGCCUCGGGGACGGCCCGGGUCUCUGCCCGCAGGUCUUGCACGCAGAUCUCGGGCAGAUUUUACUUCGUUCAUUCACUUAACAAAUUCAUUCAACAAAACUUUAUGGAAUGCCUAGGUAAUGUUCUAGGCAACAGAACACAGCAGUGAAAAAAAAAAAAACAGAGAAAAUCUGCUCAUAUACCACUACAGAUGAUGAUGUCUUCCAGCUUCAGUAUAUUUAGAGUUGGGAUCUCUUUUAUCAUGAUGGGCAUUUUUUACAAGUCAACAGUAGCCUCUCUACCAGAACUGAGUCCUCAGAAAUAUUUCAAUACAUUGCAACCAGGAAAAGCCUCUUUAGCUUAUUUUUGUCAAGCUGAUUCUCCAAGUACUUCUAUGUUUCUUGAAGAACUAAAUGAAGCUGUUAGACCUCUCCAGGACUAUGGAAUUUCAGUUGCAAAGGUUAAUUGUGUCAAAGAAGAUACAUCAAGAUACUGUGGAAAAGAAAAGGAUUUGAUGAAAGCAUAUUUAUUCAGGGGCAACAUAUUGCUCAGAGAAUUCCCUACUGAUGCCUUGUUUGAUGUGAAUGCCAUCGUUGCUCAUGUUCUCUUUGCUCUUCUUUUUAAUGAAGUGAAAUAUAUUGCAACCCUGGAAGACCUUCAGAACAUAGAAAAUGCUCUGAAAGGAAAAGUAAAUAUUGUAUUCUCAUACGUAAGAGCCAUUGGAACUCCAGAACACAGAGCAGUCAUGGAAGCUGCUUUUGUGUAUGGAACCACAUACCAAUUUGUCUUAACCACAGAAAUUGCCCUUUUGGAAAGUAUUGGCUCAGAGGAUAUAGAAUAUGUACAUCUCUACUUUUUUCAUUGUGAACAAGUCCUGGACUUGACUCAGCAAUGUAGAAGAACACUAAUGCAACGACCAUUGACCACACUGAACAUUCAUCUGUUUAUUAAGACAAUGAAAGCACCUCUGUUGACUGAAGUUGCUGAAGAUCCUCGACAAGUUUCAACUGUUCAUCUUGAACUAGGAUUACCACUGGUUUUUAUUGUUAGCCGACAGGCUACGUAUGAAGCUGAUAGAAGAACUGCAGAAUGGGUUGCUUGGCAUCUUCUGGGAAAAGCAGGAGUUCUACUCUUGUUAAGGGACUCCUUGGAAGUGAACAUUCCUCAGCAUGCUAAUGUGGUCUUCAAAAGAGCAGAAAAGGGAGUUCCAGUGGAAUUUUUGGUGUUACAUGAUAUUGAUUUAAUAAUAUCCCAUGUGGAAAAUAAUAUUCACACUGAGGAAAUACGAGAGGAUGAAGAUGAUGACGUGGAAGGUCCAAAUAUGGAUAUUCAAGAUGAUGAAGUGGCAGAAACUGUUUACAGAGAUAGGAAGAGACAAUUACAUUUGGAACUGACUGUGGAACUAACAGAAGAGACAUUUAAUGCAACAGUAAUGGCUUCUGACAGCAUAGUGCUCUUCUAUGCUGGUUGGCAAGCAGUAUCCAUGGCAUUUCUGCAAUCCUAUAUUGAUGUGGCAAUGAGAUUGAAAGGUACAUGCACUAUGCUUCUUACUAGAGUAAACUGUGCAGAUUGGUCUGAUGUAUGUACUAAGCAAAAUGUUACUGAAUUUCCUGUUGUAAAGAUAUACAAGGAAGGUGAAAACCCAGUAUCUUAUGCUGGUAUGUUAGGAACUGAAGAUCUGCUAAAAUUUAUCCAACUCAACAGGAUUUCAUGUCCAGUGAACAUAACAUCAAUUCAAGAAGCAGAAGAAUAUUUAAAUGGGGAAUUAUAUAAAGACCUGAUCUCCUAUUCUAGUGUGUCAGUACUGGGAUUAUUUAGUUCAACAAUGACAACAGCAAAAGAGGAUUUCACUGAAGCAUGUAACUACCUAAAAGGAUAUGUUAUAACUGCAAUUUAUUCUGAAGAAGAUGUUUUGAUACUAUCAAAUAAAUAUGGUGCAACUCUUCCAGCUCUGCUGCUUGUCAGACACAAAGAAGGCAAAAUAGAGAGCAUUCCACUGUCCAGCACCCAUGUGCAAGACACAGUUCAAAUAAUAACAAAUGCAUUACUGGAGACAUUCCCAGAAAUCACUGUGGAAAAUCUUCCCACUUAUUUAAGACUUCAGAAGCCAUUACUUAUUUUGUUUAGUGAUGGCGGCAUAAAUCCUCAGUAUGAAAAAGCAAUAUUGACACUGGUAAAGCAGAAGCUCUUGGAUUCACUUACUCCUUGCUGGUUAAAUCUAAAGAACACUCCUGUGGGGAGAGGAAUCUUGCAGGCAUAUUUUGACCCCCUGCCUCCCCUUCCUCUUCUUGUUUUGGUGAAUGUGCAUUCAGGUGGUCAAGUAUAUGCAUUUCCUUCAGACCAGGCUGUAACUGAGCAGAACCUUGUAUUGUGGCUUAAGAAAUUAGAAGCAGGACUAGAAAAUCACAUCACAAUUUUACCUGCUGAGGAAUGGAAACCUCCUCUUCCAGCUUAUGAUUUUCUAAGUAUGAUGGAUGCUUCAACUUCUGAACAUCUUACUAGGGAAGUUCCUGAGUGUAUGAAAGAAACAGAUGGGCAGGAGAAUGAUAAGGAACAACAUGAAGAUAAAUCAGCAACCAGGAAAGAACCAAUUGAAACACUGAGAAUAAAGCACUGGAAUAGAAGUAAUUGGUAUAAAGAAGCAGAAAAAUCAUUUAGGCAUGAUAAAGAGUUAUGAUGCUCAAAAGUGAGCUGAUUUCCUAGGGCUGUGCUUUUCAAAGUCUUUUUGGCUUAUUUGAUAGACUUAUUUCAUUAAAGAAUAACACUAAAUCAUUUCAA
Messenger RNA from Cynocephalus volans (Philippine flying lemur), 2840 nucleotides. It is a transcript of the gene TXNDC16, whose product is annotated as thioredoxin domain containing 16. The record is from RefSeq and is a predicted model, not a curated record. Bases 274 to 2739 code for a protein of 821 amino acids. NCBI's taxonomy places the organism in Eukaryota, Metazoa, Chordata, Mammalia, Dermoptera, Cynocephalidae. The transcript has 20 exons.